Molecule: messenger RNA, 3385 nt
Organism: Pelagomonas calceolata
Lineage: Eukaryota; Pelagophyceae; Pelagomonadales; Pelagomonadaceae
Source: the annotation of a GenBank genome assembly
AUGGGCGCGGGCGUCUCGACGGAAGGCGCCCCCCUCACUAGAAUCAAAUGCAAAAACAACCUCGGCGUGCUGUUUGACCCCAAGGCCGAGGAGGCAUUCCGUGCCGCCGCGACCGGUCCGGAAGACGAGCUCAGCGUGCCCUGGCCCGAAGUCGACGCGUACGUCAAGACGCGCGACGAGCGUUGGCGCGACCCGAAGCACGUCUUGUUCCAGAACCUGAAACAAUUUAGGGUUGCUCGGGUCGAGAUCGAGAAAAUUGCGGACGAGAUGAUUCAAGGCACAAUCAAUGAGAUCCCGUGGCGCAGCGGCGACGAGUGCCAACAGCGCGGCCUCGACGGCAAGCCGACAGCGUCGCUCGACCCGCUGUACGAGAUCGCCGCGAUGGCGCGCGAGGUCUACGCCGAAGUUAUGAAUGACGUGUGCGAGGGCGGUCCGCCCCUGAAUCUGGCACCGCUGAAGGGCCGCGCGCGAGCCGAGGUGAAAGCGCAGAACGAGUACAACAACAAGACGGCGCCGUGCUACUCGUGGCUCUUCGACAUCGUGCGAGGCUUCGUGUAUUGCGACCACGAGGACGAACUGGUCGCGCUCUGGCAUAAGAUCGAGGCGGACCCGCGCAUGAAAAUUGUUCGAACGAAAAAUCGUUUCAAUCCCCCUCUGUUCAACGGCUACCGCGACAUCAUGAUGAACGUCGCGGUGAAGGUCGAGAAUGUUUCGCACCUCUGCGAGCUGCAGAUCCACUUGACGGCGAUCAAGGACUCUGAGCCGAUGCACAAGAGCCACGCCGUCUACGAGUUCUUUCGAGAUUUCUUUAAGGGAAACGCCGAGGCGGUCGAGCAGCGGCUGGACAUGUUCUGUGCGCUGCCGGUCGACGACGUUAACGAUGCGGAAGAGCUGGUGGACGUCGUACUUGACUCUGCGACGAGUUACGGGCAGCUCUACAGUCUCUGCGAUCUGCUCAAGUCGAUUCAGGAGUCCGCGGGCGUCGUGAAGGUCCGGAAAGCUAUCCUAACGGUGCAGGAGCGAAGGUUUGGUGCGGAGAGCAAGGAGGUGGGCGCGGCGCUGUUUGAUCUUGGGAACGCGUACAUGGGCCUCGGCGACCACGCCAAGCAACGCGACGUGCUGGAGCGCACGUUGGCGAUCGCGGAGCGCGAGCACGGUAAAGAUAGUACGAACGUGGCCGGCUUGUUGAAUAAUCUCGGGACCGCGUACGGCAACUUGGGUGACUACGCGAGGACGCGAGACGUGCUGGAGCGCACGUUGGCGAUCGCGGAGCGCGAGUACGGUAGCGAUCACACAGAGGUUGCCAUCGUGCUGACGAACCUCGGGGUCGCGUACGGCUAUUUGGGCGACGACGCGAAGAAGCGAGACGUGCUGGAGCGCUCGCUCGCGAUCAACGAGCGGGUGUACGGCCGCGACCACACGAGCGUGGCCGCCACGCUGACGAACCUCGGGUGCGCGUACGGCGACUUGGGCGACCACGCGAAGAAGCAAGACAUGCUGGAGCGCGCGCUCGCGAUCAAGGAGCGGGCGUACGGCCGCGACCACCCGCAAGUCGCCAUCACGCUGGAAAACCUCGGGGCCGCGUACGGCCAAUUAGGCGACCACGCCAAGGCGCGAGACAUGAUGGAGCGCGCGCUCGCGAUCCAGGAGCGGGCGUACGGCCCCGAACAUCAAAUGACCCAACGAGUCCGAGCUUGCCUCGACGUUGUGCAAGCCGAUUUAAAGUUUCCGCUGCACGCUGCGACAAAGAGAGGCGACCUCGAUGCGAUGACGCGGCUCCUGGACGAGGGCGCCGCGGUAGAUACUAAGCUAAACGGCAAGACACCGUUGUAUUUUGCGUGCGAGAAGGGCCACGUCGACGCGGUGCGGCUAUGCCUGGACAACGGCGCAGAGGUCGACCAGGCGGGUGAGGACGGCUAUACGCCGCUGAUGAUCGCCUGCUGGAACGGCCACGUCGACGCGGUGCGGCUGUUGCUGGACAACGGCGCGGAGGUCGACCGGGCGGAUAAGGACGGUCGGACGCCGCUAUGGACAGCAUGCUACGAGGGCAACGUCGACGCGAUGCGGCUGUUGCUGGACAACGGCGCAGAGGUCGACCAGGCGAAUAAGUACGGUGUGACGCCGCUGUACAUCGCCUGCUCGAAGGGCCACGUCGAUGCGGCGCGACUAUUGCUGGACAACGGCGCGGAGGUCGACCGGGCGGAUAAGGACGGUCGGACGCCGUUGAUGAUCGCCUGCAUGUUCGGCCACGUCGACGCGGCGCGGCUGUUGCUGGACAACGGCGCGGAGGUCGACCGGGCGACGGAGGACGGUGCGACGCCGCUGAUGAUCGCCUGCUCGAAGGGCCACGUCGACGUGGCGCGGCUGUUGCUGGACAAUGGCGCGGAGGUCGACCGGGCGACGGAGGACGGUGCGACGCCGCUGAUGAUCGCCUGCUCGAAGGGCCACGUCGACGUGGCGCGGCUGUUGUUAGAUAAAGGCGCGGAGGUCGAUCGGGCGAAGAACAACGGCUGUACGCCGCUGUUUGUUGCCUGCCACUCUGGCCACGUCGACGCGGCGCGGCUGCUACUGGAGAAAGGCGCGGAGGUUGACCGGGCGGACGAGGAGGGUCGGACGCCGCUGUUUGUUGCCUGCUGGGAGGGCCACGUCGACGUGGCGCGGCUGUUGUUAGAUAAAGGCGCGGAGGUCGAUCGGGCGAAGAACAACGGCUGUACGCCGCUGAUGAUCGCCUGCCACUCUGGCCACGUCGACGCGGCGCGGCUGUUGCUGGACAACGGCGCGGAGGUCGACCGGGCGACGGAGGACGGUCGGACGCCGCUAUGGACAGCAUGCUACGAGGGCAACGUCGACGCGGUGCGGCUGCUACUGGAGAAAGGCGCGGAGGUUGACCGGGCGGACGAGGAGGGUCAGACGCCGCUGUUUGUUGCCUGCUGGGAGGGCCACGUCGACGCGGCGCGGCUGUUGCUGGACAACGGCGCGGAGGUCGACCGGGCAGACAAUGAUGGUGAGACACCACUGUCAAUCGCGAAAAGCGAAGAUUACUCGUCCAUCGUCGCGCUGCUCGAGGAGCAUAUUAACCCGCUGCACGCGGCGGCCAAGACCGGCGAUAUCGACGCGAUGACGCAGCUCCUGAACGACGGCGCCGAGGUCGACCGGGCGAAUGAGAAGGGCAGGACGCCGCUAUGGAUCGCCUGCCUAAAAGGCCACGUCGACGCGGCGCGGCUGUUGCUGGACAAAGGCGCGGACGGCAAUCGGACCUUGGAGAACGGCGAGACGCCGCUGUGCGUCGCAAAAAGAAAAGGCCACGCGGCCGUCGUCGCAUUGCUCGAGGAGGUGCGGGAAGCUUAAUGUAACUGUGCCGACUGAGUAACUAACUAAAGACUAC